This is a messenger RNA of Salvelinus fontinalis (brook trout), 10659 nucleotides long. RefSeq lists its product as uncharacterized. The record is from RefSeq and is a predicted model, not a curated record. NCBI's taxonomy places the organism in Eukaryota, Metazoa, Chordata, Actinopteri, Salmoniformes, Salmonidae. The coding region runs from base 1881 to 4004 and encodes 707 amino acids. Gene Ontology annotation, biological process: cell differentiation. The transcript is spliced from 2 exons.
CUCCACUCUUCUGGGGAGGCUUUCCACUAGAUGUUGGAACAUUGCUGCUAUAACAGCCUCCACUCUUCUGGGAAGGCUUUCCACUAGAUGUUGGAACAUUGCUGCUAUAACAGCCUCCACUCUUCUGGGAAGGCUUUCCACUAGAUGUUGGAACAUUGCUGCUAUAACAGCCUCCACUCUUCUGGGAAGGCUUUCCACUAGAUGUUGGAACAUUGCUGCUAUAACAGCCUCCACUCUUCUGGGAAGGCUUUCCACUAGAUGUUGGAACAUUGCUGCUAUAACAGCCUCCACUCUUCUGGGAAGGCUUUCCACUAGAUGUGGGGACUUGCUUCCAUUCAGUUACGAUCGUUAGCGAGGUUGGGCGAUUAGGUCCAAUUCAUCCACAAUCUCAACAUACCAUUUCUGUAUGGACCUCGCUUUGUGCACGGGGGCAUUGUCAUGCUGAAACAGACAAGGGCCUUCCCCAAACUCUUGCCACAAAGUUGGAAGCCCAGAAUCGUCUAGAAUGUCAUUGUAUGCUGUAGCGUGAAGAUUUCCCUUCACUGGAACUAAGGGGCCCGAACCAUGAAAAACAGCCCCAGACCAUUAUUCCUCCACAAAACUUUACAGUUGUCACUCUGCAUUUGGGCAGGUAGCGUUCUCCUGGCUUCCGCCAAUCCCGUAUUUGUUUGUCGGACUGCCAGUUGGUGAAGCAUGAUUCAUCACUCCAAAGAACACAUUUCCACUGCUCUGAGUCCAAUGGCGGGCGAGCUUUACACAAUUCCAGCCGACGCUUGGCAUUGCGCAUGGUGUUAGCGUUUGUGUGCGGCCGCUCGGACGUGGAAAACAAUGUCAUGAAGCUCCCGACGAACAGUUCUUGUGCUGACGUUGCUUCCAGAGGCAGUUAGGAGCUCGGUAGUGAGUGUUGCAACCGAGGACAGACAAUUUUUAUGUGGACACCCCUCCAAUUCACGGAGGGAAAUUGUAGAGACGCUGGAGUCUGACCCAACCACUUGUUCAAAGAAGUGGGGUAGGUUUCGCGAACAGUUCGACAAGGCACGAAAAGAAACAAGGGCCUCAGUGAAGACUCCAGAAAUGUUGCUGCCGGCUCGUUCAGCACAUGAAGACUGAAAGCAACAUGCAGUCUUCACCAAAGGAUGAGGGUAUGUUGUAUUUUCUAUUUUAGUCGACAAAAAGUAGCCAUGUUUUGCUAACUAUAGCUAGCGCCAGCUACUUUGCUGGCUAGCUAGCCUAGCAGCAUACUCGUGCAGAGCAAGCAACCAAAUAAACUUAAGAUCUUUACAACUUUUGAUCGAACAUUUUGUCAGAAAGAAUCAUAAGCUUCCCACGUUGGUUACACCAAAGUCGAAGUUUGGUUUUCAAGAUCCAGCUUGUCAAAAAUGUUGCAACCGUUGGAGCAGAGUUGAGUACAAUAGCUUGGCCAGGCCUACUCAACUCUGCUCAAACGGUUGCAACUUUAAAUAGUCUAUUGUAGUCUCAGUUAAUGAUAUUCCAUGUUCAUUGAUCGGUUUGCACAUGUGUAAUAAAUAGCCAUCUGCUUUGUUUAUUUUUCAAGUCACAAACAGGUGAAUGGAGACCACACCUGGUUUUGUUCUCUGCCCCCCAAGCACUGCCUGUUCAACAGCCCCCAAGCCCUACCUCUGCCCCCAGUACUGCCUGUUCAAUAGCCCCCAAGUCCAUCUCUCACGUUGAGCUGCAGUGCAGAAUUGGAAACAAUCUCCAUGUAGAACCUGGUAAGUUCUAUCCUGGGCCCACCUCCAAGACCUAGUCCACUGGCUUGCUCCUCACCCACGCCACAGAGCAGCAGCAGUAGAAACAGGGCUGUGAGCUCCUCACCCACGCCACAGAGCAGCAGCAGCAGGACUGUGAGCUCCUCAGAGAUGCCACGCAGCAGUAGAAACAGGGCUGUGAGCUCCUCACCCACGCCACAGAGCAGCAGCAGCAGGACUGUGAGCUCCUCAGAGAUGCCACGCAGCAGUAGAAACAGGGCUGUGAGCUCCUCAGAGAUGCCACAAGGCAGUAGCAGCAGGAGUGUGAGCUCCUCAGCGAUGCCACAAGGCAGUAGCAGCAGGAGUGUGAGCUCCUCAGCGAUGCCACAAGGCAGUAGCAGCAGGGCUGUGAGCUCCUCAGCGAUGCCACAAGGCAGUAGCAGCAGGAGUGUGAGCUCCUCAGCGAUGCCACAAGGCAGUAGCAGCAGGGCUGUGAGCUCCUCAGCGAUGCCACAAGGCAGUAGUAGCAGGAGUGUGAGCUCCUCAGCGAUGCCACAGGGCAGUAGCAGCAGGAGUGUGAGCUCCUCAGCGAUGCCACAGGGCAGUAGCAGCAGGAGUGUGAGCUCCUCAGCGAUGCCACAGGGCAGUAGCAGCAGGAGUGUGAGCUCCUCAGCGAUGCCACAGGGCAGUAGCAGCAGGAGUGUGAGCUCCUCAGCGAUGCCACAAGGCAGUAGCAGCAGGAGUGUGAGCUCCUCAGCGAUGCCACAGAGCAGUAGCAGCAGGAGUGUGAGCUCCUCAGCGAUGCCACAAGGCAGUAGCAGCAGGAGUGUGAGCUCCUCAGCGAUGCCACAAGGCAGUAGCAGCAGGAGUGUGAGCUCCUCAGAGAUGCCACAAGGCAGUAGCAGCAGGAGUGUGAGCUCCUCAGCGAUCCCACAGAGCAGUAGCAGCAGGAGUGUGAGCUCCUCAGCGAUGCCACAAGGCAGUAGCAGCAGGAGUGUGAGCUCCUCAGAGAUGCCACAGGGCAGUAGCAGCAGGAGUGUGAGCUCCUCAGCGAUGCCACAGGGCAGUAGUAGCAGGAGUGUGAGCUCCUCAGCGAUGCCACAAGGCAGUAGCAGCAGGAGUGUGAGCUCCUCAGCGAUGCCACAGAGCAGUAGCAGCAGGAGUGUGAGCUCCUCAGCGAUGCCACAGGGCAGUAGCAGCAGGAGUGUGAGCUCCUCAGCGAUGCCACAGGGCAGUAGCAGCAGGAGUGUGAGCUCCUCAGCGAUGCCACAAGGCAGUAGCAGCAGGAGUGUGAGCUCCUCAGCGAUGCCACAGAGCAGUAGCAGCAGGAGUGUGAGCUCCUCAGAGAUGCCACAGAGCAGUAGCAGCAGGAGUGUGAGCUCCUCAGCGAUGCCACAAGGCAGUAGCAGCAGGAGUGUGAGCUCCUCAGCGAUGCCACAAGGCAGUAGCAGCAGGAGUGUGAGCUCCUCAGAGAUGCCACAAGGCAGUAGCAGCAGGAGUGUGAGCUCCUCAGCGAUCCCACAGAGCAGUAGCAGCAGGAGUGUGAGCUCCUCAGCGAUGCCACAAGGCAGUAGCAGCAGGAGUGUGAGCUCCUCAGCGAUGCCACAGGGCAGUAGUAGCAGGAGUGUGAGCUCCUCAGCGAUGCCACAAGGCAGUAGCAGCAGGAGUGUGAGCUCCUCAGCGAUGCCACAGAGCAGUAGCAGCAGGAGUGUGAGCUCCUCAGCGAUGCCACAGAGCAGUAGAAACAGGGCUGUGAGCUCCUCAGCGAUGCCACAGAGCAGUAGAAACAGGGCUGUGAGCUCCUCAGCGAUGCCACAGAGCAGUAGCAGCAGGGCUGUGAGCUCCUCAGCGAUGCCACAGAGCAGUAGCAGCAGGGCUGUGAGCUCCUCAGCGAUGCCACAGAGCAGUAGCAGCAGGGCUGUGAGCUCCUCAGCGAUGCCACAAGGCAGUAGCAGCAGGGCUGUGAGCUCCUCAGCGAUGCCACAGAGCAGUAGCAGCAGGAGUGUGAGCUCCUCAGCGAUGCCACAAGGCAGUAGCAGCAGGGCUGUGAGCUCCUCAGCGAUGCCACAAGGCAGUAGCAGCAGGGCUGUGAGCUCCUCAGCGAUGCCACAAGGCAGUAGCAGCAGGGCUGUGAGCUCCUCAGCGAUGCCACAAGGCAGUAGCAGCAGGAGUGUGAGCUCCUCAGCGAUGCCACAAGGCAGUAGCAGCAGGAGUGUGAGCUCCUCAGCGAUGCCACAGAGCAGUAGUAGUAGCAGGAUUGUGAGAAGGGAGGAAAGAGCUGCAGACUGCCAGUGAUGUGUCAAGGGCUAAGACAUUGCAAAUUAUUUGAUGACAGAUCUCAAAAUCUGAAGAACGUCACGCACCGGAGCCACCAGCUUAUCCCUGAGGGCCCUGGCACCUAUAGCUGAUUUCAUGGAUGAACUCUCGCCAAAACACCAGAGGAAAUCUAUCAACAUCUGCAUGAGAUGGUGCAUGACUACAAGUAGAGGACAUGGUUUCGAACGACUGGGACCAUGAGACCGUGCAUGACUACAAGAAGAGGACAUGGUUCGAAUGACUGGGACCAUGAAACCGUGCAUGACUACAAGUAGAGGACAUGGUUAGAAUGACUGGGACCAUGAGACCAUGCAUGACUUCAAGUAGAGGACAUGGUUUGAAUGACUGGGACCCUGAGACCGUGCGUGACUUCAAGUAGAGGACAUGGUUCGAAUGACUGGGACCCUGAGAUCGUGCGUGACUUCAAGUAGAGGAAAUGGUUCGAACUACUGGGACCACAGUGAAAUCAACAACUUGUUCUGUUGUUCAGACAUCUCAGGAGUCAGACGCUGUUUUACUAUUGUUCCCAACAUGUUUCUAUUCCUCAGUAAUAUUUGUAUCUACACUGAAACUUUGACACGUUGUUGUUAUUUACUUGUCUGGUCAUAGCAGACAAGGUUGUAUUGCAUUUUACUUUCAGAAGCCAGAAUAAAGAUGUAUUUUUGUCUGCUGAAAAAGCUCUGUUGGCAUUUCUUCGCAAUACAAGGUGUUUGAAUGCAUUCUAUUUAAACAUCGGGUGCUGACAACUUACCGAAGAGCUGUGAGCCACCGACUGAUAACGUAGAGAAGAGCUGCGAGCCACUGACUGAUAACAUAGAGAAGAGCUGCGAGCCACUGACUGAUAAUGUACAGAAGAGCUGCGAGCCACUGACUGAUAAUGUACAGAAGAGCUGCGAGCCACUGACUGAUAACGUAGAGAAGAGCUGCGAGCCACUGACUGAUAAUGUAGAGAAGAGCUGCGAGCCACUGACUGAUAAUGUAGAGAAGAGCUGCGAGCCACUGACUGAUAAUGUAGAGAAGAGCUGCGAGCCACUGACUGAUAAUGUAGAGAAGAGCUGCGAGCCACCGACUGAUAAUGUAGAGAAGAGCUGCGAGCCACUGACUGAUAAUGUAGAGAAGAGCUGCGAGCCACUGACUGAUAAUGUAGAGAAGAGCUGCGAGCCACUGACUGAUAAUGUAGAGAAGAGCCGCGUGCCACUGACUGAUAAUGUAGAGAAGAGCUGCGAGCCACUGACUGAUAACGUAGAGAAGAGCUGCGAGCCACUGACUGAUAAUGUAGAGAAGAGCUGCGAGCCACUGACUGAUAACGUAGAGAAGAGCUGCGAGCCACUGACUGAUAACGUAGAGAAGAGCUGCGAGCCACUGACUGGUAACGUACAGAAGAGCUGCGAGCCACCGACUGAUAACGUAGAGAAGAGCUGCGAGCCACCGACUGAUAAUGUAGAGAAGAGCUGCGAGCCACCGACUGAUAAUGUACAGAAGAGCUGCGAGCCACUGACUGAUAAUGUAGAGAAGAGCUGCGAGCCACUGACUGAUAAUGUAGAGAGGGGGGGGGGUCCUUUAAACUUGUUUGUAAUGAGUAAGCCUUUUCGCCCUGGCUCUCUUGUUACAUUACAGCUUUAUUCUAAAGUGGAUUAAAUAAAAACAUCUCACCAAUCUACACAUAAUACCCCAUAAAGACACCACAAUACCACAUAAUGACAUCACAAUACCCCAUAAUGACAAAGCAAAAACAGGUUUUUAGAAGAAGAAAAAAAUGAAAUCUAUUUAAAAUAAUCAUUCCGUUAUUUACAAAAGUAUUCAGACCCUUUGCUCUGAGACUUGAAAUUGAGCUCAGGUGCAUCCUGUUUCCAUUGAUCAUCCUUGAGAUGUUUCUACAACUUGAUUGGAGUCCACCUGUGUUGAAUUCAAUUGAUUGGACAUGAUUUGGAAAGACACACACCUGUCUACAUAAUGUCCCACAGUUGACAGUACAUGUCAGAGCAAAAACCAAGCCAUGAGGUCAAAGGAAUUGUCCGUAUGAGCUCCGAUACAGGAUUGUGUCGAGGCACAGAUCUGGCGACGGGUACCAAAUAAUGUCUGCAGCAAUGAAGAACCCCAAGAACACAUUGGCCUCCAUCGUUCUGAAAUAGUUUAAGUUUGAACCACUCAGAGACUGCGUAGUGUGGCCAGGUCUAGGAAAUCUGGGGAGAAGGGCUUUUGUCAAGGAGGUGACCGAGGAACCCGAUGGUCACACUGACAGAGCUCUAAAGUUCUUCCAGAAGGACAAACAUCUCGGCAUCAAUCCACCAAUCACUUCGUAGUGGCCAGACGGAAGCCACUCCUCAGUAAAAAGGCACAUGACAGCCCACUUGGGUUUUUGCCAAAAGGCACCUUUAUAAAAUGUAUUUAACUAGGCAUGUCAGUUAAGAAGAAAUUCUUAUUUUACGACCACCUAUCCCGGCCAAACCCUCCCCUAACCCGGAUGACGAUGGGCCAAUUGUGCGGCGCCCUAUGGGACUCCCGAUCACGGCCGGAUGUGAUACAGCCCGGGAUUGAACCAGGCUUUGUAGUUAUGCCUCUAGCACUGAGAUUCAGUGCCUUAGACCGCUGCGCCACUCGGAACCCCUGAAGAGUCUCAGAACAUGAGAAAAAGGAUUCUCUGGUCUGAUGAAACCAAGAUUAAACUCUUUGGCCUGAAUGCCAAGAGUCACGUCUGGAGGAAACCUGGCACCAUCCCUACAGUGAAGCAUGGUGGUGGCAGCAUCAUGCUGUGGGGAUGUUUUUCAGUGGCAGGGACUGGGAGACUAGUCCGGAUCGAGGCAAAGAUGAACGGAGUAAAGUACAGAGAUCCUUGAUGGAUACGUGCUCAGCCUGGGGCGAAGGUUCGCCUUCCAACAGGACAACGACCCUAAGCACACAGCCAAGACAAUGCAGGAGUGGCUUCGGGAAAAGUCUCUGAAUGACCUUGAGUGUCCCAGCCAGAGCCCGGACUUGAACCCGAUCGAACAUCUCUGGAGAGACCUGAAAAUAGCUGUGCAGUGAAGCUCCCCAUCCAACCUGACAGCGGUUGAGAGGAUCUGCAGAAAAAAAAUGGGAGAAACUUCCCAAAUACAGGUGUGCCAAGCUUGUACCGUCAUACCCAAGAAGACUUGAGGCUGUAAUCACUGCCAAAGGUGCUUCAACAAAGUACUGAGUAAAGGGUCUGAAUACUUAUGUAAAUGUGAUAUUUACAUUUUAAUUUUUUAUAGAUCAGUAAAUAUACUUUCCGAAGGCACUGUAGUAAAACUAGUCAACACCUCAUUUACAUAAUAUAGUAAAACUAGUCAACACCUCAUUUACAUCACAUAGUAAGACUGGUCAUAACACCUCAUGUAUAUUAUUAAGAAGUAAUUAAACUGGCCCAGAAACGAGCAGCAACACGUUGAUCUUUUCCUGCUCAGAGUAGAGGAGAGUUUUUGUCUGUUUUAAAAAUAUGAAGUGUGUUAACUGUCUAUUUGAUCAACUGACAGACAUUCAUACUCAACAAGACAAGUUAAGGUCUCUACAUCGUCCUCAACGCCUGAACGAAUUCACAGUAAUACAGUACCUUAAAGUAUUCAUACCACUUCACUUAUUCCACAUUUGUUGUUACAGCCUGAUUUUCAAAAAUUGAUUAAUUCGAUUUUUUUUCUCUCUCAACUAUCGACACAAAUCAAAUGUUAUUGGUCUCAUACACAUGUAGCAUAUGUUUGUGGAAUGCUUGUGUUCCUAGCUUCCAACAGUGCAGUGAAUAUCUAACAAUACACAGGAAUGUAAAAUAACGGAAUAAAGAACUAUUAGGUCGAGCCACGUCUGAGUCCGUUGUGUGUGUAUUUAUGCUGUAGGAUAAAAUAGUAUGUACAGCAAUAGUUAAAUGGGAUGGCAUUGACUAAAAUACAGUAUAUACAUAUGAAAUGAUUAAAACAGUAUGUAAACAUUAUUAAAGUGACCCGUGUUCCAUGACUAUGUACACAGGGCAGCAGCCUCUAAGGUGCAGGGUUGAGUAACCGGGUGAUAGCCGGCUAAUGACAGUGACUAAAGUUCAGGACUGGGUACUAGGUGGAGGCCGGCUAGUGGUGACUAUUUAUCAGUCUGAUGGCCUUGAGAUAGAAGCUGUGUUUCCAGUCUCUCGGUCCCAGCUUUGACGCACCUGUACUGAACUCGCCUUCUGGAUGGUAGCGGGGUGAACAGGCAGUGGCUCGGGUGGUUGUUGUCCUUCCUGUGACACCGGGUGCUGUAGAUGUCCUGGAGGGCAGGUAGUUUGCCCCCGGUGAUGCGUUGUGCAGACCUCACUACCCUCUGGAGAGCCCAGCGGUUGCUGACGGUGCAGUUGCCAUACCAGGCGGUGAUUGCAGCCUGACAGGAUGCUCUCAAUGGUGCAUCUGUUAAAGUUUUAGAGUCUCAGGGGCCCGCCUCAGGUUCACCACACUGUCUGUGUUGGGGAACCAUUUCAGAUUGUCAGUGAUGUAUGCGUAGGAACUUGACGCUUUUCACCCUCUCCGCUGCGGCCCCGUUGAUGUGUAUGGGAGCAUUCUCCCUCUGCUGUCUCCUGAAGUCCACGAUCAGCUCCUUUGUUUUGUCGAUGUUGAGGGAGAGGUUAUUUUUCCACUGGGCUCAGUGGGAGCACACUGGGCUUAAUGGGGUGGCAGGUAGCCUAGUGGUUAGAGCGUUGUACUAGUAACCGAAAGGUUGCUAGAUCGAAUCCCCAAGCUGACAAGGAAAAAUCUGUCAUUCUGCCCCUGAACAAGGCAUUUAACCCACUGUUCCUAGGUCGUCAUUGUAAAUAAUAAUUUGUUCUUAACUGACUUGCCUAGUUAUAUAUAUAUAUAGGAACAAAACAAUUUCUGGUUAAAAAAAAUCAGUCUAAUCAAAAUAUUUCCAAACCGAUGGUUUGGGGUAUAAAUAUUGACGAAAGGCAAUGCAAAGUUAUUAUUGAUCAUAUUGAACAAUAUUUCUUUAUUGCCAUUUACAUUCUGUGUAAAGGGAGUGUUUUUUUUUUAUAUGCCACUUUUAUAUACCCUUUAAACCCACCUAACAUAAAUAUCACAUUUACAAAAAUGUAAUCUGUGUAUAUGCAAGGUUAAUUUAACAGUAAAAUAGACCAAAAUUAGACGUGAGCUAUGAAUGCCUGAACAUUUGUAUCUUGUUGUUUCUACUGUGUGACUUUGACAUGCAAGAAAUGAGAAACACAUUUUCAAUUGGCAAGAAAUAGUAAUUAAUGCCCAUUGAAAUAUGCUAUCAUCUGCAUAUAGGUGUAUAUGCAGUCAUCCAUUUUGUUACAGUUGCUUACUGUAACAAUUGCAUGUCCUGAUCUCAGAAGCUGUUCUGUAAAACACUAGUACUUUCUUAAGUGAUCACACUUUAUGUAAAAUGAUCUGAGACCCUACAAAAUAUAUCAGGAAAAUGUGUAUCUGAGGGUCACCUCAACACCUUACUUAAAAAAAAAAAAAAUUUUUUUUUUUUUGCAGCUUUCAAAAUGGCCACUAGUAGGAACGUGCACAUGACUGUCUUCCUAAAACAUCUGACUUUGAAUAAAAACUGUUAUUGGAUAUAAUAACCAGAUGAGUUGGUUAAACAUUAAACUGUAGAAUGUAUGUAUUUGUUUUAUUCACAGAUGGAAGUGGGUUUAGUAGAUACCCAAGCUAAAGUGGAAGGAUUAAAUUGAAGCCUCAGUGGGGAGGAAACUCCAUCUAUAGCUCAUUUAUUUUUAUUUAUUUUAUUUUAUUUCACCUUUAUUUAACCAGGUAGGCAAGUUGAGAACAAGUUCUCAUUUACAACUGUGACCUGGCCAAGAUAAAGCAAAGCAGUUCGACACAUAAAACAACACAGAGUUACACAUGGAAUAAACAAACAUACAGUCAAUAACACAAUAGAAACAUAAGUCUAUAUACAAUGUGAGCAAAUGAGGUUAGAUAAGGGAGGUAAAGGCAAAAAAAAGCCAUGGUGGCGAAGUAAAUACAAUAUAGCAAGUAAAACACUGGAAUGGUAGAUUUGCAGUGGAAGAAUGUGCAAAGUAGAAAUAGAAAUAAUGGGGUGCAAAGGAGUACCAUUAUAGAUGGGCUAUGUACAGGUGCAGUAAUCUGUGAGCUCCUCUGACAGCUGGUGCUUAUGAGCUGAAUGUUGCUAGGUUGAUAACAGCUGGAGGAUUUGUUGCUUUUCCAUUGUCGUAUCUGUUGCCCUUGCAUUCAGUAGCAUCUAUGAAUGACAUUAUUAUUAACCAUAAUAUUGAUGUCAAACCAAGGACACGAGGCGGGGUGGUGGUUCCUCAUGUUGUGAGAUUCUCACUAGUGUUUUUACAGAACAGCUUCUGAGAGAUUAGGAUCAGGACAUGCAAUUGUUACAGUAAGCAACUGUAACAAAAUGGACGACUGCAGUGUAGCUGUUAUCAAGAGUACAUGUUGCAUGGGUUGCUAAGGCAUCAGAAUAUGUAAGUGUGUUAUAUUAUAUAUAAACUCAACAACAAAAAGAAAUGUCCUCUCACUGUCAACUGUGUUUAUUUUCAGCAAACUUAACAUUUUGUAAAUAUUUGGAUGAACAUAACAAGAUUCAACAACUUAGACAUAAACUGAACAAGUUCCAUAGACAUGGAAUAAUGUGUCUCAGAACAAAGGGGGGGGGGGUCAAAAACAAAAGU